CUCUUAUUCGUUCAUUCGUUCAACGCACAUUUUAACUUACGCGGAUACAAUUAUACCCACAUAGAUUACCACGAUUGUUUUUAUGAAAAAAGAACUACGAAAACUUAACAUAUUUAGUGUGAUCUAACCCGAGAAUAGUAAUAUCGCUUAAAAGAAGCAAAAAAAAAAAACUACAAAUACUGAAAAAUCUUAAUCCAACAUUUUGGUACCAAGUCGAUGAACGAAUCGAGAAUUUGGUGUAAAGAACCCCAAUGGAAUCCCAAAGUUGUUCCAUCCGGAAGUGCUAUUAGUUAAAGUGAGUAGUGUUGAUCCAGUCUAACGAAAGAAAGUGCGACAAUUCGGAAGAAGAAGCAGAAUAAGAGGAAGAAAAAUACUGCCUUGAAAAAUAAAAUACGAAAGAAAGAAAAAAGAAUAAAAUAAAAAUAAAUAUCCAAAAGAAAGUGUAAUAUAACAAAAAUUAAGCUAAAUAUUCAACGAUUUAAACUGAAAAAAUUUUGUUUUUAUGGUGCUGCCCACAGUGUGAUUGUGCUAUAAAAUUAGUCAAAUUCUUAUGCGGAGAUUCUGUGCCCAGUGUUUUGGUGGGCAGUGAGUGCUUUCUUUUCUGUGGUUUCUUAUCGGCUUUUGUGUAACGCUACAUCGGCGACAGAGUGCUUGCUGAGCUCCCAAAGGAAUACCCAGUCUGCCAGGCAAGACAAGGCAUUCGUAUAGAUUGUUGUUGUUGUUAUUAUUGGAUUGGAUACCUUUUGCCCGUCGUCGUAGUCAUCGAAUACGAGUACGAGUACGUUUGCUGUGUACUUUUUUCAUGUUAGAUAAUUGCCAUUAAUCAUUCAACGCAGUGACCAACAAAUAAGCUGCCCUUUAAAAAAUCAGUCAAAAAAAAACAACGACAGAUUACAAAAAAAAAAUGCGCCUGCUAACAUAGACCCUUUAGCAGAUGGCAAAACCAUUCAAACAAAAAGUUCAAAUAGAUUAGAAAAAAAAAACUAUGGAUGAUUAAUCCCAUAAUGAACACAAGCCACAGCAGAACGUUGACGACGAAGACGAGGAAGAGAUACGGUCAGGCGGGGUGCAAGAAGACCGCAGAAGCAGUGACAGCGAAUAAAUGUUUCUUAAAGCCAUCAGCAUUUUUUUACAAACAAUUUCAUCACACCACGACACACUUGUUGCUGCCUACUACUACAACUACAACUACUACAACCGAUGAUACAACCUAACCCAGAAACACUCAGCCAAACUCCCCACAGCAGUGCAAUAGUUUGAUCUGAAUUCUCUUCUUAGAUCACAGCAAAACGCAGAGAUUGCCAAUACGAUACACUAACACCACCACAUUGGGUCACAGAGUACAAAAAAAAAACAAAAACAAGAGUAAACAGUGUGCUCUCACUCUCUCUCCCCCUUGCCACCUAUGCAAUUCGAUAUGUGUUGUGAAUGCCAUUUACUGGGAAAUUAAUAAACGAGGACCGAACGAACUAACCACAACAAUAUACGCAACCACCGCAACAACAACAAUAACAACGCCAAUUUGAACAUCGACAAACCCAACAAAAACAAAAACAACAAAACACAACUCCAAUGAAGAUGUUAAAAUCGCAUCUAUUCUUCUCCAAUAACAACAGCCCAUUAAAAUUGAACUGACAUCAAUACGUACAGUGAGUGCAAGCGCAACAACCCAAGCAAGCCAACAAAAGCCAAAACAUCAAUAACACCAGCAGGUCAUUUGUUGUUGACAGCCAACGACAUUAACAGCAUCAGCAUUAGCUUUGUUGUUGUUUCUGUAGUCUUCUUCGCCUUUGGUCCACUUUUGUUUUGUUGAUAGUUGUUCAGUUGUUGGUGGUGGUAGUCCAUAGUCAGUUGUCGCCUUCGACUUUUUCUGCAAAAAAAGUUCACCAUUGUUAUUGAAAACGUGUUGGCCAAAAUGUUGCAAAAUCCCAGCACCACAUCGACGUCGGCGUCUGGUCAACAACAGCAGCAACAACAGAUGCCCCAACCCAAACUUGUUGUGAUACGACGACGACCCAAUCAAGGUUUCGGUUUCACUCUACGUCAUUUUAUUGCCUAUCCACCGGAAGAUGAUCCCUCUUGGCCACAGGAAGCAUCCGAACCGUACCAAGUGAAAGCUAUGGAAACGAUUUUCAUAAAAGAAGUACAUCCGAAUGGACCCGCUUACUAUGCCAACCUGCAGACAGGCGAUCGCGUUCUAAUGGUGAACAACACACCAAUUGCUGGCAUCGCCUACAGUACCAUUGUGUCGAUGAUCAAGCAAACGCCUUCGGAACUGAAAUUGUUGGUGGUGCCCAAGGAGUGCGAUGUCUUGCAAAUGCAUUACACCAGCAUUGCUCAUACUCCACAAUCAAAUGUUCAAGCGGGCGCUCCAAAACCUAAUCCCUCACCCAUUGUCACAGGGAAUGGCAAUACAUCAUCAGCGACGGCCUCCACAAACUCCUCCUCAACUGGCAGCUCGGGCGGUGCUCUACUACCAAUGUCAGUGGCAAUGGCGGGAAGACCUUUUCAUUUGCACCAACAGCAACAUCAAUUGAUCUCAUUUCCUGCCAGCAACCAGCAGGCAGGCAGUCGUUCCGGUAGUAUUAGUAGUACCAACAGUUUAAGACCUCUAACAUCAUCGGAUUACAUGGAAUUAAGUGCGUCCCAAACGAUGGCGUCAUCGGCCAUGUAUCAUCAUCAACAACAACAACAACAACAUCAUCAUACGGGCAAUAUACUUCAUCAUAGUGAUAGUGGCAGUUAUUUGCGCUCUCCACCAGCAAAUCUAACAGUAUUAACCCGCCAACAACAAUUGCAGCAACAGCAACAAAAUGCUGCCGCCUUAUAUGCUCUCAAUGCUGCUGUGGACACUAGUGAUUUGAUGAUACGAUUGCGUGAAUCGAUAAAACAAAAAGAAGAAUUUCUCAAAUCACCGCUACCAAAUGUACAUCAACAACACCACCAGCAGCAGCAACAGCAACAACAACAAUAUCCCCAUCAGCAACACUUCUUUCCCCAUACACCACCAUCUGGUAGUCCGCAAUUGUCUAUGGUCUCAACAUCAUCGACAUCUGUGGGGGGAGGCUCAUCAUCGGGGACAUGCGUUGUUGGUAGCUUAAGUUUUGUCAACAGCAGCAGUAGCAACAAUGCAGCAGCAGCGGCGGCUGUGGCACGAGGACAAGUGCGCACAUUUGUAAAGCAACCAUUGUCGGCCACAUCAUCAUCGUCUAGCACGAGAGAAUUAUUAACAGCAAACUGUGAUAUGCAUUACGCACCGAAUUUAGGCUCCAGUUCAACUGGAGGAGGAGGAGGAGGUGGUGGUGGCGGCGGUGGAACCUAUGGUUCAACGGCUACAAUGCCCCGUAGUCAGCAACAACAACAGCAGCAGCAACAACAGCAACAUCAUCUCCAACACCAGAGACUAGCCACCAGUGGAGGCAGCCCCAGCACCAACACCAAUGGCAGCAGUUCAUUAUUGCGUGAUAAAUACCAUAAGGAUUAUGAAUUCAUGGAAACUUUGCAGGAAACUGGUGUCACUAACAAAGUAUUUGAAAGCAAAUUGGUUUCACAUUUAGCCCGAGGUUUUGAUCCUUUCAAGCCUUUGUCCAUCAACACAAAUGCCAUGGAGACAACAACAACAACAACGGCGGCGGCAGCAACGGCCGCUGCAGCUGCUGCUGCGGCCGCCGCUGCUGGGGGCAAUGCUAUUAUGAAAAAGCCAAGUGUUUUAUAUGAUUCACUGCAUCAUCAUCCAUUGCAUCAAAUGCAGGUGCAACAACAGGGGAUGCAGCUGCAUCAUCAUCAGCAACAGCAACAACAACAACAACAGCAUCCGCAUCAUAUGUAUCAACAGCAACAAACAACGGCGCCAAAGAUGACAGUUCCAAGUGCUGCAACAUUAGCAGCAACUUCUUCACUAACCACAACACCAACAACAACAACAACAGCAGCAGCAGCAACAACAAAUCUAUCCUCAACAGCAGCAUCAUCAACAUCAUCUGUGGUCGAUGGCCAUCGUUAUAGCCGCAUGGAAAUCUAUAAGGCUAGCCUGGCCAAUACAACGAUCGAUCAUCAGGCUAACACCACAAACGCCAAUAAUAGCCACAAGUAUGCAAAUAAAUUAACGGAUGUAAAUGAAAUGAAGCCCACAUUGACCGAUAUAGCCGAAGGUGAUGUGAACACUGUUGUCGCUGCAACAGCAACAGCACCAACAACUAAAGCAUCACCAUCCUCAGCGAAUAUAGCUUCAGUGUACACCAGAACGGCAGCAGCCACUAACACAAAUGUUGUACGACGUUUUCGACCCAUGUCUUCAUUUGACGACUCGAAACCAAUGCGACGUAUCUCAUAUUUACGUGCUACCAACGAUGAUUAUCAUUGCGACACUUCAUUGGCCAAUACAUCCUUGGCCAACUCCUCCACCAGCAGCAUUGCCGAGUCACUGUCGACCAAAUCCACCAAAUCGCAACACAAUAUCGAAGAGCAUCCCGAUCCCAUAUAUGAUGUGGUGGGCGGUGGAGCCGAUAGCACCAGUGAUUCAUUGGAUGCCUUGGAAGAUUUGAAAUUGGAUGCUUCCUGUAGCAGUCGUAGAACAUCCAUAAACAGUGAUCUAAGACACAGUGUUCACAUUGAUGGCAUACCUGGUCUGGAUGCAAAUGGCAAAUUUGAAACAAAAGAUGUGGCCACCGAUAUGGAGAUAUUUGAAACCGAAAUGGAGAUUAAAUCAUCUUCUAUACAUGGCAAACGACAAUCUGAAUAUCGAUCAUGGCGCCAAGUCAAAAUCGAGAUUAAAGGCGAUAUACUGAGGAUAUAUCCCAGCCGUAAUACAAAAUCCGAUAGCAAUGUACUGGAGCUCGACAUAAGAAAUUUUGAAAUUUUCGAUGAAUCGGAUAAAAAGAAAAACGUUUUCCGCAUGCAAUCGAAACCCUCACCGUUAGCCAAUCUAGGCAAUGAAUUGAAUAUAGAUGAUGUUGGAGAUAAAUUAACAUCAUCCACUGGUAGUUCCUCAUCCACACAACAAUCACUGGAAACGACACAACAUCAAACGCACCAGCAAAAUCAUCCGCACACUGAUAUUUUAUUUAAGACGAAAAGUGGCACUGAAAUGAAAAGGAUCUACGGUUUAUUACAAUGGAAGAAUAGUUUAAUAUAUAAUGAUAAUGAUCUUCAGGGUAAACAGUUAGCGGAGCCUCAAAAAACUGCCGCCACCGCUAGUGUGUCUACUGCUAACAGCAAUUACUGUGAUGACAAUGUACAACAACAAUCAACGCAACACCAUUUACAAGCCGAACAUUCGCCUUUAAGUUCAACUUCACGCAGUGAGUUAGAAGCUCCCGAUUCAAUAUCGCCUGUGAUGAAAACACGCAAAUCGUCUUCACACAAAAAUAUACCCGACAAAGAUUUGGGCUCUCCCAAGGCCAAAAAUUGGAAAGAUCUACUGUUUAGGCGUGGCGGAGGUAGUAGCAGCAGCAGCCAUAGUGCUGAUUUAUCCCCAUCCAAUUUGUCAUCAUCGUCUAAGACAAUCGGCUCCAUAGGGGUACCUUUGAAAACUUGUCCCAUGUCCAAAAACAACGAAUAUGUACCCACUCUGGUGGAGGUCUGCACCAAUAUUGUGGAGACCAAAGGUUUGGGUGUUGUGGGCAUAUAUCGCAUACCCGGCAAUAAGGCAGCCAUUUCGGAGCUGUCCGAUCAAGUGAAUAAAACAGAUUUCUCCUGGGAUCGCUGCAAUACCGAUGUCAGAUGGGAGGAUGUCAAUGUGGUCUCCAGUCUCCUCAAGUUGUUCAUCCGAAGUUUGCCCGAUGCCUUGCUGCCAAGUUCCUUUUACAAUCAUUUCAUUGAAGCCGACAAGAAAGUGGGCAUGGAACGUCUAACCGAAUUGAAGGCACUGUUGGAGGCUUUGCCCAGAUAUUCGCAUGAAACUAUGAAACAUUUGUUCCGUCAUUUGCAUCGUGUCAGCAAGAAUUGUGAUGUGAAUUUAAUGGAGCCCAAGAAUUUGGCCAUUAUAUUUGGACCCUCGAUAAUACGCACGCCCAACGAUGCCUUGGAUGUGGCUGUUAAGGAUAUGAAGCAUCAAUGUCGGAUUGUGGAAUUACUGUUGACUCAUUACGAUUACUUUUUUGAAAAUGGCGAAACACCCGAUCUGGAGGAUGUAUGUGGCAAUAAUGUGGCACCGUCUUCUUCCUCAUCCGCCGCAGGUGCUACAGCCAUGCAACAGCAGCAACAACAGGAGAAUCAAACUAAUAUGCUGCUACACAAUAUCUCCAAAAUCGAAAGGCUUACCGAACGUGAAUCGUCUUCAUCGAGCACUACCACCACAACACGUACCUCACGCUUCAUACCCCAGUUGCGUAAACACAAAAGCAGUAAACGCACAAAUGAGCCUUCGUCCUAUGAAAUUGGUUUGGUAAGCAAAUCUUCCUCUACUAGCUCUAGUAAAUCUAAAUCUUUUCACACUACCACCAACACCAAAAUCACAUCCAAUGCCACAAACACCUCCACCACCACCACCACCAAGAAUACCAACAAAAAUUCUAUUAUCACUACACCUUUACCACCUUUCACUACAAUCACCAAGAACACAUUAAAAAAUAUUUGCAAGUCAACACCUAAUAUUUCCACACUUACCACACGAACGCUUACUUCAAAUGCGAAUGUAAAUUCAAAUGCCUCUAAAUCACGUUCAUCGCGAGAUUCUACUUGCUCGGCCGCAGAAGCCGCCGAAUAUCGUCAAAGACGCCGUGCUGUGCCCACAAUUUAUGAUUUUGGUGUUACUUUACGUUUACAUUUUCAGUCAAUGGACUAUCCGAAGUCAGCCAGUGGCACUACGGCCUCAUCGUCGAGUAGCAGCAGUACAACCACUUCAUCGGCCAAGACCUCCAAAAAGAAGGAGGGCUUCCUGAGUAGUCGGGCCCGCAGUCAUGCGCGCAAAUCUAGUUUGGAUGAGAAAGAUACGGGCAGUGUAAACGGUAGCAGUAUUAUCAAAGAGACACAACGUAAUAGUGUUGAUAUAUCGAUAAAUCUAACCGACGACGAGAGUAGUAAUAGUCGAUUAAGUGAACCGGGUUCCAUGUCCCUUGGCAUCAUAACCGAUACAUUGGAAUCGAAACUAAGCAAAUUACGCAGCGGUUCCGAAUCGAAUGAUGAAAAUGGAUCUCCAGAUUUUCCCAUACAACGUCGCUAUACGCUGGGUGAGCCCUUGCAUAUAUUGCAUACAGAAAACAUUCCUUAUGCCGAUGAGUCGCCGGAAAGGCAUUUUCACCAAUUCUCCCCGCUGGACAACAUAAUGGGUGCAAAUAAUCUUAUGCUAAGUCGUUCGUGUACCUCAACCAAUACGCUUAUGGGUGCUAAAUCAUCGAGCAACUGUAGUGAAAAGGAGAAGACAUCAUCGCUAACGGGCACUUAUAAAUCAGCGCACAAGUUGCAACAUUCAGCCACCGCUCCCAUCAACUCGUCAAUAGGCAGUGGGGUGGGUGGUGUUAGUUUGACCUCGCCACCUACUGCGGCCUCGACGCCCAAUACAAUAGGUGCUUUGAAGGGAGGUAGCCUGGCGGCUUCCACCGCUCGCAAUGCCUAUGCAACUAGCAAAAAUUUAAGAUUCUCCUCGUCGGUGCAUGAACAGCGUUGCUCUGAAGAUGACUCCGAGGGUUCUACCACAAGUGAUCCCAAAGAGGCUUUGGUUAUGGCUUCACCCUCAUUUCUAUUGGACAAAUACAAUAAGAAGCGAAGAGAUCAUCGAUUGUUUCGUUCGGCCUCUUUCAAUUGUCGUAACUAUUCCUCACGUUAUGGCAGCAUUGGUGGUGCAGGUGCAGGUGGGGGUGGUGGUGGUGGUGGUGGUUCUAUGGGCAACAAUAUCCCCUGUACGGGCUUAACUAAAGAUGAAAAGACUGAUAUGAAUCUGACAAAGAAACGACAAAUACAAAAUAAACAAAAUCGUUCGAUUAAGCGGCGUCACACAGUGGGAGGACCACACGACUAUAGUGGCGGUGCGGGUGGAGCAGGCGGCAAUACAGGUGGCAAUUCAUCGCUAAGUAAAAAUAAUAAAAAUAAUCUAACAAAUGCGGCAACGGGUAAUGCCUCUAAUACAUCGAUUAGACGCACGCCCCUAUCCAGUGCCAAUGGCAAUAUAGCAAAUAACAAUAUGCAACAGCAUGCAGAGGAGGGCAGUAGUAACACAAGCAAUGGCAAUAAUAGCAGCAGCAGCAAUAGCAGUACCAAUAAUACAGCCAAUAAUGCUGCAGCCACCACUGUCAAUGUGGCCCAGUCGGCGGCGGGUGAGCAUGUUCUAGAAGUGGGCAUACGCAUAAAGAAUAUUAAUAGGGCACGUUUCUAAAGGUGAUCCAGUGUGUGUAGAAAAGCAGUUGUAUAGAGAGAAAAUAGAUUUUUUUUUUUAAAUUUAUGAAUGCCUUUUAUGGGAGUUGACCAUUUUGGAAAAGUUAAAAAGUUACAAAUUUGGACAUCUGUAGGGGAAGGUGAAGAAUAUAUUAUUUUCUGAAAUUCAAAUUGAAACAAAAAACAAUCAUCCCAUCGCACCUGCCUUAUAUCUACGUUUGUGUUUUAUAAUGCACAUAUUGGUUGGAUCGCAAGCAUCCCACAAUCUUUAGAAUCGAGAGGGAGAGAUGCUGACACUAGCAGUUCCCAGCAGUUCUGCUAAUGGACAUUUUAGCAAACUCCCAAGAUCUCUUUAGACAAACAAUGUGUCCUAAGAUAAUAUGAGAAUGUCCCAUGAGAGCGACUGAUAAAAAAAGUGCAGGUCUGGUGUUAUCUUCCCUCACCCAAAACACUACCCAAAUUCCUGCCUGCCCUUGAUAUGUUCAACCUAUAAGAAAGUGGUGAUUGUCAUUGGAUCUUAAAUCAUCUUUGCUGACAUAAGAAGCUAAUAGAAAACUCUAACCUGCAUUUGUAUGCCCAUCGUUAUCUUCAUUGGCAUUAUCAUCGUCAUAAAUGCCUCAAAGUUCUAUAAGUUCUAGAAGAAAAAAAAGAGAAUUUCUGCUCCACCCCACAAGCUCUAGCUUAACCCAAUACCUUAUGUGUACGUACAUACGUCUUGUUGAGAUGGCAGAAAGAAGCAAACGAUUCUCCUCCUCUGAAUUAAACAACAAAACACCAAUUAGUUUAUAAGAAAAUCAAAAAAAAAAAAAAGAAAAACGCAAAAACUUAAUAUAAACGAAAGAAUAUAACAAACGCAAAGCAAACAAUUGAAAAUAUACAGAAAAAAAACAUUAUAAAUAUUAGCCUAUAUAUGGGACAAUUUUCUCUCAAGCGACCACAAUAAAACCCCCCCACUUACCUUACAUACAAACAUAUUAAGAGAAACUAACCCUUAAACCCUAAACUAUAACAUAUAGAGAAAAGCAAAAACCCAACAACAUAUAUAUUUUUGUGUAUGUUUUAUGUGUAAAAAAAGAAAAACAAAACAAUUUUUUGUGUAUCAUAUAGUAUUAGCGCAAUCAUAUACACAAAGUAUAAAAAAAAACUAUUUAAAAGAAAAGCGUAUGAAAAGAAAAAGUAAGAAAAACAAAAACACGCACUUAAUAUUUAUUUUAUACAUUUACAAAAUAUUUUGAAACCAAAAAUUCUAUUUUAUUAAUUUAAAAUUUAAAAAAAAAAUGAAACAAAAAAGAAAACUUUGGCCACGCCAAUUAACGCACGCAACCCAUUACCAUCAAAUUUCAUUAAACACCAAUCCCUUCUCUACUCCUUAUUUACCAUUCGUUUUUGAUUUUGUUUAAAAGCAAUUUUUUUCUUGUGUAAUUAAAGCCUUUAUUUCUUUGGAAAAAGAAUUAAAACCAAAAUUAUUUUUAUAAACUACCUAAAGCCCUAUCCUUAUAUCAUCCUACACUCUUUAUUGCAUACAAAAAUUAGCAACAUAUUAAAUACCGAUUAAGAAAAAUGAUUUUUGCAUUAAAAUUUUGAUUUUGUAUAUUUGUAAUAAAACAAAAAUCUAAAAAAGCCCAAUUUCAAGAUAUGCGGUUCUUCCCAAUAAUUUUUUAAAAAUUUGUUGCCUAUCUUAAGGGGUCAAAGAGAUUUAUAUGUUACUUUGUGGCAAUAAUUGUUCCAAGUCUCGUCUUCAUUUAUCAAUUUCUUCUUUGCCAUUGCAAAAUGUUGGCUUCUACUCGUCAUGAGCCUAUCCCAAUGAACUUAUAAAGUUCUACUAAAAACAAAAGUUUUGAUUUUAAAUUUUGAAGAGGCCUCUGGAUUAGAGCUGGCAAACUAUUGAUCAACGCAACAUUCGAUAUUUUUGAUAUUUCUAAUAAUAUAUAAAUAUCGAUACUAUCGUAUAUUUCUCAUUGCCUAUAUUUCAAACGAAAAUGAGAAAUAAAAAUAUCGAUUUAUAUAAAGCAAUUCAGUUGAAAGUCAUGAGAAAAAUCAUUGUACAUUAAAAUUUUAGCCCAAUCGGAUGAAAAUCGCGCCAUCUAUAGGCGCAAUGUAACUUAAAAGCCAAAUUUGAACAUAUACGGUUCUUCCCAAUAAAAUUUUAAAAAAUUGUUGCCUAUCUUAAGGGGUUAAAGAGAUUUAUAUGUUACUUUAUGGCAAUAAUUGUUCAAAGUCUCGUCUUCAUUUUUCAAUUUCUUCUUGCCAUUGCAAAAUGUUGGCCUCUACUCGUCAUUAGCCUGUUCUAAAGAACUUAUAAAGUUAUACUAAUAACAAACACAACAUUCGAUAUUUUCGAUAUUUCUUAUGAUAUAAAUAUCGAUAGUAUCGAUAGGUUAAGUAAGAGCGACAGUCCUUUACAGACUCACUUAGACAAUUUUAAGUCCAUUGUGAUACCACAGUAGCGACAAACCAAGGCUUCUGGCGGUAAUCGAACCCACGACCCCUGCACUGGUAAUCUAAGCACACUACCAACUCGGCUACCGAGGCGCCCGAUAGUAUCGUUACUAUCGUAUAUUUCUCAUCGCCUAUAUUGCAAACGAAAAUAAGAAAUAAAAAUCGGCAAAACGAUUUAUGUAGAAGCAAUAAAGCAAUUCAGUUGAAAGUCAUGAGAGAAAUCAUUGUACACACGAAUGUCGAGUUUUACGCAGAUACCUGCCAUCACUGCCCAAACCUGCGAGGCACAAAGCCCAAGGGUGAAUACAAUGCGUCUACCAACGCCUCCACAUGUGGUAACCCACUCAUGAGUACCAAUUUGGUCACACGUAUUUGGACGUGUUCACCUCCUUGGUAAGAUUUAGUCCAAUCGGAAGAAAAUUACGCCAUCUAUAGGCGCAAUAUAGCUUAACGGAUACAUUCGAUGUCGCAUUAGAGCUGACAAAAUAUCGAUGGCACUAUCGAUACUAUCGAUAUUUAAUUUUUUUUCUGAAUAUCGAUUAAUAUUUUUCCGAUGGAUGCUAUAGCAAAAGUAAUUUUUUUUUCAAAAAUAAUCAAACCGACACUGAAUAUAUCCUUUAUGAUACAUUAAGCCUGUAGAGGGCGCAAAUUUAUCCGAUUAGACUAACACUUUAUACAAUGAUUUACUCUCAUGACUUUCAACUGACUUUAUUUACCUUGGUUUUAUUUGGUCUUUGCAUUGAUAUUGCUUCUAUAUAAAUCGAUGACCUAAUUUUUAUACCCUCCACCAUAGGAAGGGGGUAAACUACUUUCGUCAUUCUGUUUGUAACUCCUUGAAAUAUUUGUCUCAGAUCCCAUGACAUUUUAUGUCGAUCUAGCCAUGUCCGUCCGUCUGUCUGUCAAAAGCACGCCAACUUUCGAAGAGUAAAGCUAGCUGCUUGAAAUUUUGCACAAAUAGUUCUUACAGGUGUAGGUCGAUGGAAUUGUAAACGGACCAUAUCGGUCCAUGUUUUAAUAUAGCAGCUAUAUAAACCGAUCUUGGGUCUUGACUUCUCGGGCCUUUAGAGGGCACAAUUUAUGAUUUAUAACAACUGUGUUAAGCAUGGUUCAAAUCAGUCCAUAACCUGAUAUAGCUGCCAUAUAAACCGAUCUGGGGUCUUGACUUCUUCAGACUCUAGUGGGCGCAGUUAUUACCUGAUUGAGUCGUCAAAUAUGGUCUGAAUUGGUCUAUAACCUAAUACAGCUCCCCUGUAAAACGAUGUCCCUAUUUUACUUUUUGAAUGCAAUUUCAUCUCGUAUUUAAUGGAGGUUUUACCACAUGUGACUAAAAAGAUCCUAUCGAAUAGCUUGAAAUUGGCUUUUAUUCAUUUUUUUUGGUAUAACCACAGUGUCAUCAAAAAUAAUACUACAGCGAUUAUGUUCCCAAAUUGUAAAAAAGAAACGAACAAAAAUAAAACAGUUCUGAAUUAA
Molecule: messenger RNA, 12219 nt
Organism: Stomoxys calcitrans (stable fly)
Lineage: Eukaryota; Metazoa; Arthropoda; Insecta; Diptera; Muscidae
Gene: RhoGAP19D
Product: serine-rich adhesin for platelets
Exons: 16
Coding region: 1916-8311 (2131 amino acids)
Biological process (GO): regulation of GTPase activity; signal transduction
Cellular component (GO): cytoplasm
Molecular function (GO): protein binding
Source: RefSeq, a predicted model, not a curated record